Molecule: messenger RNA, 2096 nt
Organism: Tachyglossus aculeatus (Australian echidna)
Lineage: Eukaryota; Metazoa; Chordata; Mammalia; Monotremata; Tachyglossidae
Gene: HTR1D
Product: 5-hydroxytryptamine receptor 1D
Exons: 1
Coding region: 421-1515 (364 amino acids)
Biological process (GO): G protein-coupled receptor signaling pathway, coupled to cyclic nucleotide second messenger; smooth muscle contraction; regulation of behavior
Cellular component (GO): plasma membrane; dendrite
Molecular function (GO): G protein-coupled serotonin receptor activity; neurotransmitter receptor activity
Source: RefSeq, a predicted model, not a curated record
CCUCCGACCCCUGAGGUCGGAGUUCUUGUUGCCAGCCUGGGGGUCGGAGAGCAGAAGUCCAAGUGGCUGCGGAACCCAGAGGCAGGACCCUCCCGGAGCUUGGUGCCAGGCUCAGCCCGCCUCUCGGGUCGUCGGUGAACCAGUGAACUCGGCGGGUGUUGUCUCCUGGAGCAGGUCCCGGCCUGUCUGCGGGCAGACUGGGCCGGCCUGCCGGGCGACGGGCCACCUCUGAGACGGCCCCACCGUGGCCUCCAUCAGCGUCACCGCCGCCAGGAGCCGGAGCUGGUUCUCGAGGCAUGUAGCCAGGGUAGAGAACUCCGUGCCAUUCCCGGAGCCCGUGGCAAGGUCGGUGUUAGUGACGGUGGCCUGGGAAGGAGACUCCAGCUGGGGGCGGGACCCGGGGGCCCGGUGGGCACCAGGAUGCCGCACUCCAACACGUCAUCCGUGUUCUCCCCGGACGACUCCUCCAACACAUCCUGGGUGCCCUGGGCCACGCCGAGCACGGUCCACGGCCUCCAAAUCUCACUGGCCGUGGUUCUGUCGACCAUCACCCUGGCCACCGGACUCGCCAACGUCUUCGUCAUCCUCGCCAUCGCCCGGACCCGGAAGCUGCACACGCCCGCCAACUAUCUCAUUGGCUCGCUGGCCCUGACAGACCUGCUGGUGGCCGUCCUGGUCAUGCCGAUCAGCAUCGCCUACACCGUCAGCCGCCGCUGGGCCUUCGGACAGGUCCUGUGCGACGUUUGGCUGUUUUCGGACAUCACGUGCUGCACCGCUUCCAUCCUGCACCUGUGCGCCAUCGCGCUGGACCGCUACUGGGCGGUCACCGACGCCCUGGCCUACAGCCGGCGCCGUACGGCCGGCCGGGCGGCCGCCAUGAUCGCCGUCGUGUGGCUCCUAUCCAUCUGCAUCUCCCUGCCCCCGCUCUUCUGGCGGCAGGCCGGGGCCGCGGCCGAGCUGGCCGACUGCAGGGUCAACACGGACCAGCUCUCCUAUACCAUCUUCUCCACCUGCGGCGCCUUCUACCUGCCCUCGGCGCUGCUGCUGGCCUUGUACAGCCGCAUCUACGCGGCCGCCCGCAGCCGGGUCCUGCGGCCGCCCUCCCUGGAGGGGAAGCGCUUCACCGCGGCCCAGCUCAUCGCCAGCUCGUCCGGCUCGUCCCCGUGCACCCUCAGAGCCGGCGUUCCCACUGGCCGGCCCGGCCCCGCCCGCCCGGUCAGGGUCCGGCUGGCCGGCCGGGGUCGGAGGGGCUUGUCGUCCGCCCGGGAGCGGAGAGCCACCAAGACCCUGGGCGUCAUCCUGGGUGCCUUCAUCGGCUGCUGGCUGCCCUUCUUCGUGGCCUCGCUGGUCCUGCCCCUCUGCCAGGGAGCCUGCUCGCUGCCCACUGCGCUCUUCGACUUCUUCACCUGGCUCGGCUACCUCAACUCCCUCAUCAAUCCCGUCGUCUACACGGCCUUCAACGAGGAGUUCCGGCGGGCCUUCCAGAAACUCGUCCGAUUUCGGAAAUGGGCCUAGUCCUGCCUCCGACCCCACCCUACUGCGGUCACUCCUUGUCCGCGCUCUCUCCUGCGAGGCUGGGCUUGGGGGAAAGGGAGUCUGCCCGGCGGGUGGCCCCGGGGUCCCCGAUGCAACUGACUGUAGUUAAGAAAACCCAAACCGUUCCUUUCCCUCACCCAGCUGGACGACCCCCCUAGGCAUGGGGAAGACUCGGAGGGCUUGGCCCCCAAAAGGCCGGGAAGCUUUGGAGGUGAAGGGUUUCCUUUCUCCGCACCUUGGAGGGGGCCUCCGGAGCACAGGCAAGUUGGGCAGAGAGGGCCAGGCCCAAAGGGGAGUUUUGCUGGAGGCCCCUGGAAAUGGGGCUCCUGGCUGGGUCACCCUGGAAGAAAGUAAAUUCCGGGGACAGGCCGUCGAGUCCCGGAUGGGGUUGGAGCAGUGGAGGAGCCUGAACCGGGACUGCCCCCUUCCUCAGCGAUUACUGACGGGUCUUGGGGAGUGGUGGGGCGAUGGGUGACGAGCAGGAGGCGAGCCUCCAGCCACGGUUUGAACACGGGGUUACCAAUAGCAACUGGUGUGUGUUUGGGGGGCUUUGGCCAAUA